Molecule: messenger RNA, 4857 nt
Organism: Elgaria multicarinata webbii
Lineage: Eukaryota; Metazoa; Chordata; Lepidosauria; Squamata; Anguidae
Gene: LDLRAP1
Product: low density lipoprotein receptor adaptor protein 1
Exons: 9
Coding region: 64-993 (309 amino acids)
Source: RefSeq, a predicted model, not a curated record
GAAAGUUGGCCAAGACUUUCCUGGCGGCGCUUCCGAGGCCACGAGCGCUUCGUCGUCGUCGCCAUGGACGCCCUCAAGUCCGCCGGACGGGCGAUCAUGCGGAGCCCCAGCAUCGCCAAGCAGAGCUGGGGCAGCGGCAGGCACAAGAAGCUCCCAGAAAACUGGACUGACACCAGAGAAACCUUAUUGGAGGGAAUGCUUUUCAACCUGAAAUACUUGGGCAUGACGCUGGUUGAACAACCCAAAGGAGAAGAGUUAUCUGCUGCGGCUGUCAAAAGAAUUGUAGCAACGGCAAAAGCCAGCAGUCGAAAGCUCCAGAAGGUAACUCUGAAAGUGUCUCCCAGAGGGAUAAUCCUUAGUGACAGCAUAACAAACGAACCAAUCGAAAACAUCUCAAUAUACAGGAUAUCCUAUUGCACGGCAGAUAAAGUCCAUGACAAGGUGUUUGCAUACAUCGCCCAGAGCCAACAUAAUGAGAACCUGGAGUGCCACGCUUUCCUCUGCGGCAAACGGAAAAUGGCUCAAGCCGUCACCCUCACGGUUGCUCAGGCGUUCAAGGUAGCAUUUGAAUUUUGGCAGGCGUCCAAGGAAGAGAAAGAAAAGCGAGAGAAGGCCAUCUUGGAAGGAGAGAGCGUCAGCAGCCCAAGCUCCGAUAGCUCAGCCUCCCCGAAAGGAUCGGUCACCACUGGGAACCUGCUAGACCUGGAGAACGUUGCCAAGACUCCUCUGACCGCAAACGCCAACUCCAUGCACUUAGACGGCAGCAUCUUCAGGCCACAUUCAUCAGAAAACAACAACAUUGCUUGGCCAAUGGAUGACGGGCUGGAUGAAGCGUUUUCAAGACUGGCGCAGUCUCGAACUAACCCCCAAGUCCUCGACAUUGGCCUGACUGCUCACGACAUCCAAAGCGCCGAAAACCUCUCGCCUGUAGAUUGGGACAAAGUCGAUUCCACGACAGCGGCCGAAAAAGACGACCACCUCUUUGGCUUCUGACACCUCCUCUUCCUUUUCUCCCGACAAGCUUUUUCAAGUUAAAUAACCACUAAGCGAGUCGUCCCCAAGGCAGCACUCUCCAGAUGUGUCGGACAAUUCCCAUCCUCGCCAGCCUGGCUGGGAGUUGUAGUCCCAACACGUCUGGAGGGUGUCAGGCUGGGGGAAAGCCUACACCAAGAACUUGAUGCACUUCAUUCUGGGUGAUUUUAACUGGAGGGGGUUCCUUAAAAGAGGGGAAGGGAAGGCCGACAUUGGGUUCAGAAUGGAUGCUCUGAUGACAACUCUUUUGACCAAAGUUUUAGAUACUUUUUAAUACAUCUUUAUAUAUGGAAUUUUCUAUUUGGGUCUUUUUGCUUUUAUGUAUAUGCUGAGAUGCUCCUUGAGUAUAUUUAUUCAUGAACCUUUUCCGUUUACAUAUAUUAUGGAAAUGAUGUGGCAUCAUCUAACUCAUCGUUACAGUAUUAGGCCGCUUUCCCCACUGGAAUAUGCACGGUCGGCUGUGCAGCACCAAAGUGAUCUGGAUUAUUCAGCCUUGUCCUGUUUGGACAGACUAGACUUGUCUUCAGCCUGGUCCGUCCAAAUAGAAGACAACAUGGGAAAUUUGUUCCUGCAUUUUGUUCCUGCAGUGGGUGGAUCGCCUGGUUGAGUACUUGCCAUGGCAUUUUUAAAAAGCACAAAGAAAACUAGAUCUCAGGGAGAAGUAUUCUAGUUUAGGCUUCUCCCUGACAUGCUUGUUUGCUUUAUGCAGGGAAGAGGUUUGGGGAAGGGAGUGUUCAAACAAGUGUCCACUGCUGCCUCCUUUCCUUCCCCCCCCCCUUUUUUUUAAAUGUACCUUUCUUUUGUGUUAGUUUUCUUUCUGUCAGGCAGAAAGACAGAGUCUUUGAAAGAGAUACUUAAAAAAUUCUUUGAUACAGCCCCGGGACAGUUUCACCACCUCAGGUCCUGUUUGUGUUGUAGAUACAAAAGAGGGCAGGUCUCCCACAGAUUUGACUGUUGUGAUGAAGAGGGAAAUUCACCAGGUGCUGCAGGCAUACAAGUGACCCCUGCUGAAAUUCCCCUUUUCUGUACAACUGUUAAAGAUACGGGAGCCCUGUCCUCCUUUCCAUAUGGCCACCUUACACAAGCAACUGGGAGGGUUGUGAGGAAAGAAGAAAGGGGCACAGAUGUCAGAGAGAGAAGGUGACAGGUGAGCGCCUCCAGAAGAGGCCUUUUGUGCGGAGGGGAGAGGCUGGAAAGGCCUCUUUUGCCUCUGCAUCUGCUAAGUCUUGUGACAUUGUGUUGACCCUUCGUGGACAUGAACUGCCGCCUUGAUGAACAAUGCCUUGAAUCUCUGUUCUGCGUUCUUACACUCCUUCAGAGGGGUUCGCUAUGUUUGCACUCUUCCUCCUUCCCCCAAAAGGGGGGGGUCUCUUAAGUUUUCUUUUAAAAAAAGGGUUUGGGGACCAAUGUCUGCUUAUGUUUAAGUGACUUCAAAAGCAACUUCCAUCCUAUUGCGUUCUUCCUGAGUAUUUCCCCCAUGCUGGGAAUCGAGAGAUUGUGAUAGUUGAUAAUAUUGAAAAGAACAAACAUUGCCUUUUGAAUUUUUAGUGAACCACAUUAGGGUUCCUUCCUUCCCCAUCCCUUUCUUUUUAUUUCUCUUCCUACCUUUCUUUCAGAAUGGAAUUGGCAAACCUUGAAUAAAGAUUUGUAGCUUUGCACUUUAAAACACACACACACACACACACACACACACACACACACGGGGGUGGGUGGGGUGUCUAAUCUACACCAAGCACGAUAUUGCACUAUGAAAGCAAUAUAUAAAAGGCAGGAGCCACACCAAGCAGGAAAUAAUGAUAAUAAUAAUAAUAAUAAUAAUAAUAAUAAUAAUAAUAAUAAUAAUUUUAUUUCUUACCCGUCUCUCCAUCCUGAUCGAGGCAGGGAACAACAGUAAGUGUAAAAUACAUAAAAUACUGAUUAAAAACAUAGUAUACAUUGUUAAAACUUCCUAAAAACAUCCUAAAAACAUCCUAAACUACUGUAGUAUAUGGUAGGUGUCAAUGGGCCUCAACAGUUGUCAGUGCACUAUAAAGCAGUCGUGUGGCUCCUGCCUUUUAUAUACCGCUUUCAUAGUGCAAUAUCCUGCUUGUUGUAGAUGAGGCCAGAGAACUUGAACUCAAACUAUGGAUUCAAUUGUCAAAAUUUAUAUUGCUCUGCUGUGACCCUUUCCUCUUUCUCUUGCCCUUUUAAACGUACUUCUUCCCCAAAUGCACGCCAUCUGUAAGGUGUUCUUCCUAAAACUGAUCUCUUGCUCCCGUGCAGUAGCAAAACGUUUGAAGACACGUCCAUCACAUUGAUGGAGAAGACGAACCAUUUCGCUUUCAGCAUUCUCGCUUUCACAUUUGCCACCUAGGAAGAACUCAAUUGCUGAGGUCUGGCUAGCGAUUGGGUAAUGGUAUGUUCGCGCCCACAUUUCUCCUUCUACCCACCUGCAACUCUUGCGAAGGCUUAGAAAAGAAUAUCUCAGUCUGAUUUCUCUUUUCAUAAGGCUCCGGAUUUAGAAAACUAAAUAAUGGAGGAAUCAGGAUUGCGGUCAUUAAGAGAUUAUGUUUAACAGUGAUCCUUUAUGUUUAACAGUGAUCCUGAAUAGCUACGCUGCUACACAGUUUGCCAUAUUUGUGGCCUUUUUGGAAAUUUACUAAUCUGUUUUAUAGGUUUGUAAUUGACUUUUGAGAUGCUAAUUUAACUUUCCCUUAAACCCUUGUUUAUAACUCUGCUAAUGCUGCAGUUGGGCAAAGUAAAACUCGAAUCAGGCUGUCUAUUCAGAGUAUGGCAGGCAGAUGAAUUGGUAACCACAGAGUUUGGAAGAUUGGGUCAGAAGCUCUGGGCGGGGGGAGAAAGUGUUCAAACAAACUUCCUUCAUCUCACCAAAAACAAACUAUUGCCACGUGCCCAAGUUUGGAAUCAGUUACCUAGGGAGGUUGUGGGCUCUCCCACACUACAGGCCUUCAAGAGGCAGCUGGACAAGCAUCUGUCGGGGAUGCUUUAGGGUGGAUUCCUGCACUGAGCAGGAGGUUGGACUCGAUGGCCUUGUAGGCCCCUUCCAACUCUGCUAUUCUAUAAUUCUAUGGCACAAAACUCUUCUAUUGGGAUUGGCAAUAUAUGAGCCCCAUUGAAGACUUCUACUAAAACCGUGUAUGUUGGUCUAUAUAAAUCAGGGGUAGUCUAUAUAGACUUGCUGCCUUCCAGAUGUUUUGGACUGCAACCCCCAUCAGCCAGCAUUGCCAAUGAUCGGGGGAGAUGGGGUUGUAGUUCAAAACAUCUGCAAAGCCCUGGGUUGCCUACCCAGACAUAGUAUCCUCAUCUGUGCAAAGGUAGCUGUAGUUAAGUGCCCCAAACAGAAGCUUCAUCUGCAUGUUGACUGGGAUGAAGUGGCAGAAUGGAUUGUACCCCUUUAGGCUGUGAUGGCGAGGGAGAUCCCUGUUCUGAGUGCUGCCCGUGGAAAAACAAAGCCCCGAAGCGAAACAUCUAGCACAUCGAGGAGAAAAAUGCUAGCCCUGGCCAGGUCUCACUUUGAUAGUUUUCUACUAGCAUGGAGUUUUUUCAAGUAGAAGAGAAUUUAAAAUGGUAAUUUGUUCCACAAACGCACAGUCUGAAGCAGUGGACUUUAUUUUAACACUUCAGAUUUCUACCACCACAUUCCUUUGCAUGUGUAGGUCAGCCUUUAGGUGCAAUCCUAUGCAUAUUCAGACAGAAUAUGCAUAGGAUUCCAUAGCUGGGGCACGCUGGGAGUUGCAGGACUUUCUUUCUGUCUAAACAUGCAUUGGACCGUGCCUUUAAUAUGCUAGGGAGGGGAGGUAGCCGAGAACAUUCUAAACAAUUUUU